Caenorhabditis auriculariae is the source of this 5039-nucleotide messenger RNA. The record is from the annotation of a GenBank genome assembly. Lineage: Eukaryota; Metazoa; Nematoda; Chromadorea; Rhabditida; Rhabditidae.
AUGACGCUGUCAGUGCCAGAAUGCACGGAAGUGAGUCGGAUGCGGAUCGCAAACAGCCGAAAGAUGAGCCUUGGGAACGCUCCACUUCUCGCCAACGGAAGGCCUAGUCCACCUCCUAGAAGAACUAGUCUCGCUGGUUUGAUAUUUCUUAAAAUCUUCAAGUUUUUAAAUAUUACCGACCAAUUCAAAAACAAAAAGCUCUCAUGUUUGGAAAUUGCAUGAAAAGGAAACAAACCGCGUUUUUCACUUUUUCUUUGCAAUUUUGUUUUUGAAAGCCAGCUCAUUUCGCUCCAUCUCAGUUUUUCGAUCAGCUUUUCCAGAAUAAUCGUUCGCUUUUUUUUUAGUAUGCUAUUUGAAUUCUUCAUUUUUCCUCAUCCAGCCAAAAAUUUUGGAGGAAUCUUCAGUUUUUUUGCGAUUUCUAAAUAACUCCAUUUGAGAUAUUCUCUAGAAAUGUUCAAAAAAAUAGUUGUUGAAUCGUUUUGAAUAUAGUUACCAUAUAUCACAAAAAUCAUCAUAAUCAUCAUCAUGUCACAGAAAAAAACCCGUCAUUUUUCCGGAUUUUUUUCCUCUAUAAAGUUUUUUUCCAACAAGGAUAGCUACUAUUCAGAGACGUCAAAACUUGAAUAAAAUGUUUCCCUAAAAAAAACUCCCCUUUUGAGUCGAAAGAUAAAAAAUCAGGAAUUUACAAAAAAAAAAUGAUCUACGGCUUUUGCUGAACAAUCUAGAAACUUCGUCAUGAGUGAGGUGCAAUCGCUAGACUGUAGGGACUUUUGAUCCGAAGAUCUGUUCUCUGAGAGCCAACUCCCGAAGAACCAUUAGAUACCACACAUUAUAGUUUUAUAACAGGCUUCCAACCCUAAAAGCACCGAAAAAGAUGAAGAAAGUGGUCCCUCGGCAUUAGAGGAGGCAUGUUCCAUUUGGGAAAAUGAACGUGAUAUUGGCCGGCUCUUCUGGAGCGGCUCGUUCUCGCAUUACUCAUGUCGCGCGUCGGUCCUCCUCUCCUUUCUCACAGCUUUUGUUUGUUUUUGAAUCCAUUAAAACAGUUCAGAAGCCUUCUCGGAAAGCAUCCGCACGCUGGCGUUCACCGCACGACGAAACUCUUCUCCGCUCUACCGGAAAUCCACCAAGAAGACUAAAAAGAGCCGCUUGGUCGCCAAAAAUGGCAUUUGCAAUGUCUACAAUACCAAUGUGCCUAAGAAGGACAGACAGUACCUGAGGUUACUGUUUCAAAUUUUUCAAUGUUUUCAUUUCUUAGAGGCUACUUUUAAUUGAAAUCAUCGAAAUUUUUGCUUUUUUUGUAGUUGCGAAUUCGAAAAUCAUGAGAUGAUUUUAAUUCAGUUAGCUCCCAAAUUCUCCGAGAAAAGUAGCGGAAAAAUGAUAUGCCUGUUUCAAUGACGAAGCUCAUCAUUAUAACUCCAUCACUGUAGUAUUCUAAGCGUCUCCAGUAGAAAAUCAUUUCUCAAAAUUAUUUUUCCGAUUGAAAAAGAUUUCAUUCUGCAAUAUAUUUAUUUUUUUAGGGAUAUUUUCACAACUCUGAUUGACGUCAAAUGGAGGUACAUGUUGUUGCUUUUUCGCCUCGGCUUUCGUUUUGAGGUAAGCUUUCCAAAAAAAGAUAAAUAAAAAGCUAAUUAUUCAGUUGGAGCGUUUUUUUGGCACUGCGUAUUACCUUAUUGCUUUGGUGCACGGGGAUUUGAGUGAAGGGCUGAGAAAUUAUACCGAAUGCAUCGUUAAUAUCGAUUCUUAUUAUUCUUCCUUUCUUUUUGCUGUCGAAACACAUCACACGAUAGGAUACGGUCACAGGUUCGAUUAGCUUUCUUCAAAAGGUUUUAUUAAUUGUGAGAUUUUAGGUACAUAACAACCGAGUGCUUGAGUGCGGGACUUGUGGUGUGCGUUCAGGCCGUUUGCGCGCUACUUCUCCAAUCUUUCAUGGUCGGAAUAGUCUUUGCAAAAAUGGCUAGACCGAAAAAGCGAGCUGAAACUAUCAUUUACAGGUUUGCCUUGGGAAAAUCGUUCAGAAGCAUGAAAUUCGGUUGGAAAAAAUGAGCUCUAAAAAUUGUAGAGUCUAUGUUCAUUUAAAGCUUUUCAAGGAAACACUCCGAGCUUAAUUUUUGCCAAUAAUCCUCAACCUUAAAUAAAUUGAAAAACCCGCGUUAGCUUCUUUAACACUAUAAAUAAAAAAAAUUCUUCUGAGAAAAUCAACUUUUGAAACAAAUUUUGAAUACGCACCGAAACGCUUGCACUUCUUUGAAUGAUAAAGAUGCAAACGCCGCAGGUUUCUGUUUAAAUUUGAAAAAUAUAUGGACUAUGAAGCACACCUGACAAACUUUUUCUUACUUUUCAAUGUGUCGGCAAAUUUCGAGAGCUUUUUCAUGCUAUUUUAUUGAAUAGAGAAAAAAUGUUUCUUGAAGAAUUUCACAGUUAGGGUUUUGAUAUUAAGCGAGAAUUUUGCUCUAAGUCCCUUGGUUUUUUUAUGCACCGAUAAAAAAAUCUGACUAUUUCUUCGAUCUGAGAAAGAACUCCUGAUUCACAAAGUAGAUAUAUUCAAAUUUUAAAAAUUCGAUAAAAAUCCGAAAUUGUCGAUUUUUCUUCUAAGUUUUGAAACAAAGGACUUCCGACGAAAUCUUUUUGAAAUUCAAUCUAAUCCUUUAAUGGUUAAUCAAUUUGAUUUUCUCGUCAGCUUUAUCUUGUUAAGGUACUCGAAAAUAUUUCACAACUCGGUAACCAAAGAUUCGCGACUAUAUUUAGCAAUAAAUUAGAGUAGUGUUCUUUGAAUUACAGCGACAAGGCAGUCAUUUGUUUGCGAGAUGGUCAACUUUGUUUUCUUUGUCGAGUGGGGGACAUGAGAAACACGCACCUCGUGGAGGCUCACGUUCGUCUUCAGUUCAUUACCGACCGCGAAACUCUCGAGGGCGAGGUUUGGACAGCAUGAAACCGCAAUCUGAUGUUAUUUUUUUUCCAGAUUGAACCAUUACAUCAGUUCGAAAUGAAAGUUGGUCCUUCCAUCACUGAUGACGACCGCUUGUUUUUGGUGACUUUUUGUUGACUUAGAGUUCUUGGAAAACAACGAAUGGCUUAGUUUUCAAGUAUUUUUGUGGUUCAUUAGGCAAAAUAAGCGAGCUUCCGGGUUUUUGAAGUGGUCUAUACAACUUCUUGAAGAGAAAUCGGGGUCGUCUUGAUUUUAAGAAUUUCGAAGUGAGUCAUAGUUCAUAAUCAUUUUCUGAGAGAAAAUAAGCAAAAAAAAAAACACUUUUUUUCAAAAAAAAAAAAAGAGAAACUUGACUUGAAAAAAAUUCGAGCUUUUUGGGCCAGGACGGCCAUUUUUGCUUGACGCCUCCCUAAGGCCGUCGUGCUGGGCCGGGUUUGGAAAAUGGCUAGGGUCGGCCCUCACACAAGCCUGGUUAAAAGUCAUACGAAACUUUGAAGAAUUAUUUGAUUAUUCGCAUGAAAAAUUGAGAUAAAAUUUUGCUCUCAUAACUUUCAACAUCAUAGUAAUCGUUCUCUCCUACUCAAGGUAUGGCCUACUACCCUUUGCCAUGUCAUUGACCAACGAAGCCCUCUGUACAACUACAACGCGCAGUCUUUGAUGUCAGCCCAGUUCGAAAUAAUAGUGUUACUCGAAGGAAUCGUAGAAUCUACGGGAAUGACUGCCCAAGCAAAGACAAGUUACCUUCCUUCCGAAGUUUUAUGGGGACACAGGUUUGUUCCCUUCUCUAUAGUAUAAUAAAACUUUCUCGGUUUUCAGAUUCAGAAAGCUGGUGACCUAUCAACGGUCAAACGGCUCGUAUCAGAUCGACUACGACUUGUUCAACAGUACCUAUCCGGUCAGGACACCUGGUUGCAGUGCUUCUGAGUACUACUCCCAGAAAGUCAAUGUAAAUAAUUCAUGGACUUCCGUCACGCAGAGAGAGAGAUUUCAGCCCAAAGAAUAUUACUGUCACGACAGUCAUGAACAUAAACUGGAAGAAAACAGAUCUUCUGACUCCACUCCCUUGCCGUCGCCUUCACCUUUCAGCUAUCCUGGCACGCCGACGAACAAUUUCUCCCAGCAACCAAAUCGUUUUGGCUCGGAGGUUUGGUUUUGAUUUUCCGAUUUUGUAUGAAGGAUGAUUCGAUUGAAAAUUACAAGAAAAGAAUUCAUAGCUUUUGAGUCAAUGAACUAUUUUGAAUCAGGAAAGUUACCUUUUUUUCAAUUAUUUUGUGUAGAUUUUGGUUGCCUUGGCUGAAAAUUCGAAAAAAAAAAUACAAACAGUUUUCUACGGAAAUUUUUUCUAUCCAAGAAUACUUGAAUUUUGGCUUUAUAAUACCACAAAUAACUUGGAAACUGUCUCUGAGGUCUGGAUUUCCAUACCAGCUCCGAAAAACUGAAUAAUUAUUAAUGAAAAGCCAACGUCCCUGUCUCUACAUGAUGAUAUUAUGAAGUAGAUGGAAAAUUAUUGUACAGGAAUUUUUGAAAAAACAUGGCUUAUUUCGGAUUAAUAGGCAUCUGCACAGUGUAAAAAAUCUACUGAAACGGUAGCUCAAUAAUCUAGCUUCAUUGCAUUUAUCUGUUGAAAAAUCAAAAAAAAAAAUCGCGAGCAACUUUUGUCACUUUUUCAUCUCAAUUGUUCAUUCCCUUUUCCUAUGUUUUAAAAAAUACUAUUGGGAUCUCAGAAAGUGACCAGCGAUUCUGGGAUGUUAUGUCCCCCUACAAUCGUCGUGCAAUGCCCUUCUGCAUGUACGUCUCCUAAUCAUCUGCGACGGAUUCGGAACAACUUGGACAGCGGUCGAACCAGGCAAGAGUUAAGACAGGAGCUACAGUAACGUUUUUGUACUUGACUCGGAAAAUUAGUGGUAGGGCUCGUUACUGUGGUUCAUUUUAACCAUGUCAAAGUUUUGAUUUCAAAUCAUAGAAGUGCAGGUCUUUCAGCAGCAGCUGCGACCUGACCCGGCCAAGCACAGCGCUGUCGGACCUCGAAGAGGAGUGUUCAGAACCAGGCUCACCAACAAAAUGCGUUUCUCCUUCCAACCCCAUAAGUAUCGAAGUAGUCAAUGAAACGUAA